This is a messenger RNA of Dendroctonus ponderosae (mountain pine beetle), 4424 nucleotides long. It is a transcript of the gene Spt20, whose product is annotated as transcription factor SPT20 homolog. Lineage: Eukaryota; Metazoa; Arthropoda; Insecta; Coleoptera; Curculionidae. Bases 433 to 3357 code for a protein of 974 amino acids. Gene Ontology annotation, molecular function: transcription coregulator activity. Gene Ontology annotation, cellular component: SAGA complex. The transcript is spliced from 18 exons. Gene Ontology annotation, biological process: regulation of transcription by RNA polymerase II. The record is from RefSeq and is a predicted model, not a curated record.
GCCGGAUGACAGGUGUCAGAUGUCCCGUAUGGACCGCAGAACUGUGUUUGUAAAUAGGUUUAAAUAGAUUUUUUUAUAGAAGCAAUGCCCCCUUUUAAAUAAUCUGUGUGAACGUGGUGGCAAUUGGGGCUUCUCUGGCACGACGGCGGUCCGGAUUUAUUUCAUUCCAGCUCCGGAGGCCGAACGGUUUGCGACGUUUGAGGUUAGGUGACCGUAGACUGAAAUCUGUGAUGUGUCCGGAACGGGGGCCCAAAUGGACGCUUUAAGGCUUGCCCUCCGUAUAGAGGACCUCCAACACGUGUCACACGACGUGACUGUUUGUCGCUGAUUCACGUAUUAAUGAGUCAUGGUCUGGAAGAGAUAGAAUUUGCUCUAACACUCAGCUAGAAGAUGUGGGUCCCUGAAAACAGACACUGAUUGAAAGUGCAAAGCAUGGAGGAAGCAUGCAAUGAGGCCGAACGUGCAGUGACAAGGCUGAAGUUCCUUCAAGCUGCAAGUAGUAGCAGCAGUAGUUGUACGAGUAGUAGAGAAGAGAGCCAGGCACCAUCGGACUCCGAGCCCAAACAGGCUCACUUGGACAUAUUCAAGGAGCUUCAGAAGCUUCGGGAUGAGGAAGAGUCAGACAGUAGUUGCGACGAGGAGGAUCAGGAGAUUCAGUACCGGCCUCUGAUCCUGGACAAACUGGUGAAGAAGGAGCAGCUGAAUACCGUCAUUCUGAAUCUUUACGCAGCCAACAAAGGUUACUCGUUGGGGUUUCGAAUGCACGACCGCAAAACCAUGCGUUUCAAGGAGGAAAUCAUCGAGACCAAAUUACGAAGCUACGAGGAGACGGCAGUUUUACGGCAUAUACACAACGAGCAGAUACCCCCUUUGCUGCUGGAGGCGCUGGAAAAGUACGAUUUCCUCUUCUACAAUGGCUGUGUUAUCCUGGAAGUUCGAAACCAUUGCCUCACCUUCCCGAGUGGGAGUUGCUACGUCCAUCACGUGCUGCUGCGGCCCACACAACAGACCGUUCUGGCGGACAUAAACACGUUGACGAGGGACCGGCCGGAGUUUACGGCAGAGGAUCGCGACGUGCUGGAGAGCCAAAUCGUGAUGGCACAAACGCCCGAUCUGUGCCUGGACCCCGAUCCCGACCUGGAAGAUCGAGUGACCGCGAUCAACAACCGGACGCGCUUGUGGCAUGCUGGGCCUUUUGUUAGGAUGGCUACCAAAUCGGUGAAAGUAGCUGCUAACAGAAAGCGGAAAUGCGACGAGCCCAUACCCGGCCUGCAGCUGCUAGAGUUCUGCAGGGCAAAGAAGGCUCGAAUGUCUGCAACGAAGAGUAAUAAGGCUGCCCAAUCUGAAGAAACUAAGACUGUGAUUCCGGCCCCCAAAUUCGAGGAGCUGGCGCUGGCUCCCCCGAGCAAACCCAUCGUGAUGAAUAAGUUCAAAGCGUUAGAUCGUCCUGAAGUUACGAGUGACUGCACUCUAUACCGAAUCGAGGAUCAUGUAUUAGAGACUGAUAUUCCGGAGGAGAAGCCGCGGCUCUACCACACCACUCUGUCGAUUCUCUAUCGGCCCUCCAACAUGGACUUUUUCGGCGAAGUCUAUUUGGACAGAGAUUUCAACUUGGGUCAACGAGCCGGCCUUAUAUCUAGAUUUCGAUUAGGUACUCGCGCUAUGGCGCAUCGGUACGUGUUCCAAUUCACUGAACUCUUCACUGAUUCCGGCCGAAAGAACAACGUGCGUGUUCAAAGCAAGUAUCAUCUUCACGACCCUGAGGAGGUAAUUCUGCCGCCCAAUGCCUCACAUUUGACUCGCCAAAGACUGUCUAAUCUCAAGGAGCACAUAGCUCGCUUAAAUCGCGCCAUUCACGCCCUGUCUUCCCAGAAGGAAAUUAACCUUAACGAGCUGGCCAGCGGCAUCUACUCGGGAGAUUUUGAGCAAUCCGAUUUGUAUGCGUCGCGGUCGCACACACAGAAAUCCAUCCCAAUGACCAGAGAAGAGCAGGAGAUUAACGAUUUGGCCACCAAGCUGGAGCUGUCGGCACAGCCAUUUGAUGCAGCUGAAAAAGCCAAUCGCCAGGCGGCCGCCGCUGCCCAGCAGAAACAGCUAGCGCAUCCGAAUAUGAUCAAUCUCUUGCAUAGUUCUCCAGUGAGCAACGUCAACAGCAACGCAAGUGCUGCCGUUGCUAGUGCGGUCCAUAGCGCUGGAUUGGCUCAGCAGCGGCUACUGACCAGGCGGGCUACGCUGAACAGUGUAACAGCGGAUGACACGAGGGUGGUGAGCCAGAAUCUGGUUUCCUUGAACAAUCGUAGCAGGUUGAGCGCGCCCCAAACAGUUACUCUGUCCAGCAUCAGCAAUGCCACUCGGAUGAACUUGGGGACACUAAAUUCGCGCCAGCAAAAUCAAACAGUCACUCUUACCUCAAUGAGCAAUGCGGGCGGCAGUUUCAGUUUCACCACCGUGCCAGCUAAGCACCAGCAGCAGAAUCAACAGGGGCAGAAUCAGCGCAACAGCGGGUCGUAUGCGCACCCAGAAGGCAGCAGCGAGUCAGCUCUGGGCGCUCUUUUGGUGGGCACCCCUGCUGCUGACCGGCCGGAGAUUGCCAGCCCCAAUCACGCCAAUUCCCUGCUGCUGGAAAAGUUCGCUCCUAAUCCCGCUGGUUAUGGACAGUCCGGUAAAACGCCCCAAGGAACCACGCAGCAGUUCGUCCUGCAAACCUCCAAAGCGAACAGCGUGAUUUCGUCACUAUCUAGUCCAACCGCCCAGAGUUCGAGCACCGUGAACGUGCAAAGCUUGAACUUGUCGCAGCUGCAGAGCAUUCCCGGUCUGCACAAUGUCCAGUUUCAGUUGCCCAACUUUGCGCAACCCAUCUCGCUGGCAGUGAAUGUGGGCAGCCAGAUAUCGGGGGCCACGGCGCCCCAAGGUAUCGUCAUGACCAUGCCAGGCACUCAGACGCAGCAGCCCCUAGCUGCGCAGGGCUCGUCUGGGCAACCCAUUCAAGGGAUGGUGAUGAAUGCAGGCAAUACAUCGGCUGGUUCUUCUACUUUAGCUCAUUUAGUUACCUCAGGCCCCAUGAAGAAUAGGCGGAUAACUUCGGGAGCCCAAACCUUGCAACUGACUGCUAAUCACUCCCAGCUAAUUUCUCAGUUACAAGGCACUCCCAGGCAAGCGAACGUAAUGCCGAAUCAAGCGGUCAUCUCCGGUAGAAGCCUUCAGCGGACCGCCACUACGCACAAAAUGGCCCCAAAUCCAAAUAAGACGCAAUCUGAGCUAGAAGCGGUUCAGCAUUACCAGCAGCGGCUAGUGUCUCAGAACGGCCUGGAGGGCGUCUUCGAUAAGCUGAGGAAGUCGAGUGGCGGAGGUGACUAGUCUUAGGGAACGCUGGGGUGUUCGGGUCGGACUCUCAGUGAAAAUGCGCUUCUAGUCUCGGUGACGCUUCGCAACUGAACUCCAGGCAGGAUUUAAGACAAGACUGGCUUGAUGAACAGGUUUGUUUCAUGGAAUUUAUGGCAACACUUGCACCAAUUUUGAUGAAACGCCGCCAAUGUGCCUAAGCAGGAGGAACGAACCGGCUUGUUUAAAUCGGGUUUAGUUAGGCAACCACAUGAUCUCAAGUAUUUUGUAUUGAAGUUUUUAUGUUUCUUGGACACACGGUUUCUUAUUAGCUGUGCCAAAUGCGACCUUUUAGGUGCGAGGGCAUGCUGUGAUCGGUUGACAAGUCGUCUCGUAUGUACGCGUGUAUAUUUUGUAGUAUAGGACUAUUUAUUUUUGUUCGCAUGUAGGAAACGGGUGCCCCAAAGUUAAAAUCUGUUUUUCAUCGCCAAUUGUUUCCGUUGUAGUUUUGCCGUCGUUUGCCGACUCAUCACCUGCUGGGGCCCCAGUUAAUCAGCAAGUCUGAAGAAGUGCAGUUAGUACCUUUUAAACGCUGUAUUAUACAGAAUGAGCCGCAACUAUGAACCAAUCAAUAGUGCUGCGUUCAGAGCACUCUGCAAAUAUACUCGAUUUUCAUUACUUCCCUGUUUACAACUAAUGGUUCCUAGAUGAGACACAUUCUCUAUACAGGGUGGCUAGUUAGGUUUCAUUUGUCUUGGUGCAAAUACUAAAAUAAACCAGGCAAAGUGUAAAUAAAUGUGUAAAUAUGUGUCCUUAACCAGAGCUGCCGUUGUAUAUAAACCUCAUUAGCUAGGCGAUCAAUUUUUCAAUUGAGCAACGAGCUGCGCUCCUAUCCUCACCCAGUCUAGCAAAUAUACCUUUGGGAGCGCAUUUCGGUGCAGUAUUUUAGCAAAUUUCAAUGCCGAGUGCUUGCAGUGAAUUACCCGACCUGCAAACGCCCUGCAUUUUGUGCCUGAUUUAAAAAUGACCUAUUCGUACGUUGUUGUGUAAUUAACUGAUUUAUGUAUAUAUAUACAUAUACAUAGUAAAUAAUUUUUUUAGUA